This is a messenger RNA of Megalopta genalis, 788 nucleotides long. RefSeq lists its product as uncharacterized. Lineage: Eukaryota; Metazoa; Arthropoda; Insecta; Hymenoptera; Halictidae. The record is from RefSeq and is a predicted model, not a curated record. Gene Ontology annotation, cellular component: membrane.
AUCACCAGUGACGUCAUCCAUAGUACCGCGGCGGCAACGCAAGCGUGCACUUCAGUCAAUCGCAGACGCUGGCCGCGCAACCAUCUACCUCAUUAAGAAUCGGCAACGACGGAUCGACCAUGUCGCACUCUGUGACCAUCAGAACUCACACUGUCACCACUAACUCCACGGCAGUUAUCCUCAACACUGGUUACUUGAAAACGUGGAGCGGCGUGAUCAAGUUGUUGCAAUUGGCACUAGGAAUCGUUUGCGUGACGAUCAUCGGUCACAAUUACUCCACGUAUAACAGUUACAUGCUCUCCGCCGAGAUAUUUUUCUUCCUGAUAACGACGACGUUCCUGAUCGGCACCGCGAUUCUGGUGAUCAGCUACGUGGCCUCCCAUUCCACGCCGGGCAUCAUCUCGAAAACCAUUUACGAACUGGUCUAUCAUUCGAUCGCGUUCGGACUGUACCUGGCCGCGUCGUUAACAUUUUUGGUGAACGUGUCGAACAGAGGCAGGGGAAACGACGUGUUCAUGGCUGCAGCGAUCUGCGGUUUGAUAAACGCGGCGUUGUACUUCCUCAGCACGAUCAUCGCCGUUCGCAUGUACAAGGGCCUCUGAAGAGUCCGAGGAGAACUAUCGCCGCCUUCGCCGAUCGAUCGACCGCUUCAUUUUUCCCCGAACGAAUUCGGUCCGAAACGGAGAACUGUUCGUUGCGGCGUUCUGGUGCGAGCAUACAGUAAUGUCUCCCUUACUGACGCUCAGGUUGAGCAGAAAAACGGACUAUUUGGGAAGAGGAGGUACGAU